AUUAAUUGUACUGGGGCUUGUAGUCUAGUGACCCUCCAUCUUUUCUUUUCACAUCAUUUUUAUUUCUAUUUUCCCACAACAGAGGCUGUGAAAGCUGUGGAUUUGGAAAGAUACAUUCAAGAUAUCCCUCCGAGAUCUCAGAUAUCAGGUGCAAAAUGUCCUACGUGUUCAUCAGUGACUCCCUGCAGACCACGGUGCCUCUGCUACAGGCCUGUAUCGAUGGGGACCUCGCUCACACUAAACGGCUCCUGGAGUCCGGAUCCGACCCCAACACCCGGGACUGCCGCGGACGCACCGGACUGCACCUGGCUGCCGCUCGGGGGAACGUGGAGAUCUGCUCUCUGCUGCAUAAGUUUGGUGCUGAUCUGUUGGCCACCGACUCACAAGGCAACACGGCACUGCACAUGUGUGGGCAUGUAGAGACCAUCCAGUUCCUGGUGUCCAACGGCCUCAAGAUUGACAUCUGUAAUCACAACGGAGGCACUCCUCUGGUGCUGGCCAAGAGACGCGGUGUGAAUAAAGACGCGCUCCGUCUGCUGGAGGGGCUGGAGGAACAGGAAGUGAAGGGCUUCAACCGCAGCUCCCAUUCCAGUCUGGAGAAGAUGCACAUGGCUGAGAAUGAAAGUGCCAUGGAGAGCCACUCUCUUCUCAACCCACAGCUGCAUCACGGCGAUGGCGUGUUGUCCAGCUUCCGCACUACAUGGCAGGAGUUCGUGGAAGAUCUUGGCUUCUGGCGAGUGCUCUUGCUGCUCCUCGUCAUUGCUCUGCUCUCCCUCGGCAUUGCGUAUUACGUCAGCGGCGUCUUACCUUUCACAUCUAAUCAGCUGGAGCUUGUGCACUAAUAUGAAAGCUCAUUAAAAACAUGGUUUUUUUGCAUUUGCAUUAGCUGAUGAUUGUUUCUACAGUAACCACGCUUUAAAUUGUAAUCAUACAUUAUGUGACUGAAUUCAAAAAUAUUUUUGUGUAUAUUAAUGUAAAUAGACCUUUCUUGUUUGGUUUUUUUUUUUUGUUUUUUUUGAUUGUGUGUUAGGAAGAAUAUUUUUAUUGCCUUUUCUGCAUCCGUUCAUGCUGUCGUUUCUGUACCGGCCCACAUCAACACCUUUUUAAUUUUAUUUAAAUUGUUGGAUUUACACAUUAAAGUUUUGUGAUUGCACAAAGUGUUUAUCAUGCAGUGUGUGAAAUUAGUUUAGGGGAAUUUCUACAGUUUGUUGGAAAUAUUAUGGCCCCAUGAAACAAUGCUGAUUUUAUGUAAAUAUUAACUCACUUUAAUGCACAAAUGGUUUUCCAUACAUUAACAAAAAAAAUAAUAAUAGUGAUAAAGCACUUAACAGACAUUUUCCCAUGUCACCAAUCAUGUUUUCUCAACUACAUUUGGAAAUAAAAGACACAUAUACGUUUAUAAAUGA
Carassius auratus (goldfish) is the source of this 1406-nucleotide messenger RNA. Its product is annotated as ankyrin repeat domain-containing protein 46-like. The transcript is spliced from 4 exons. Gene Ontology annotation, molecular function: protein binding. NCBI's taxonomy places the organism in Eukaryota, Metazoa, Chordata, Actinopteri, Cypriniformes, Cyprinidae. The coding region runs from base 156 to 842 and encodes 228 amino acids. The record is from RefSeq and is a predicted model, not a curated record.